Chironomus riparius is the source of this 1779-nucleotide messenger RNA. The record is from the annotation of a GenBank genome assembly. NCBI's taxonomy places the organism in Eukaryota, Metazoa, Arthropoda, Insecta, Diptera, Chironomidae.
GAGCUUUUAGACUUAAAAAAUUAUUUUAGUGGUUUGAUAUUUUUGUUUCCAUUUUCUUUGUGUACAUGUCUCGCAAACUUAGUAGUAGUUAAAUAAAAUAUAACGUAAGUUGUGAUUCGCGAUUCAUUUCAUUUUAUUCUGUUGAUCGAUGAACAAUUGCGAGUGUAAAUUUUUUUAAUCUAUCCUUUAAUUUAAAGUUUUAUUUGCUAUCAAAGUAAAUCAAAAGAGAAAAGUGAAGCAAAAGCAUAAACAAGACAUUCAACUCUAAUUGAUAAAAAAAGAUACUUUGGAUGCUACAAUAAAGUGAUUGGUGUGAGCAGAAAUAAUAAUUUGAUUUAAUUAUUUAAAAAGAAUGAGUUCACAAGGUAGCCGGUUAGCACAAAUUCAGAUGCGGUAUCAGCAAAAAGUGAUGCAAGAAAAUACUCAAAAGAAAAGUGAUCUUUAUGGCUAUGAUGAUACACAACAAAAAUUGCUGACAUCUAGUUUAGGAGCAGGAAAAGUUCGUGCAAUGUUUGAUGAGAGAAGAAGCAGGAUUACAGCUGGAAUCGACAAAAGUUAUCUUCUUGAACCAAUAACUGUAGAUACUUCAAAGGCAACAAAACAGCAACGACAGGUUAUUGGACCAUCGAAAAGUUCGCGCGAUCAAAAAAUGCCAAACUAUACAAAAGUUAUUGUGCCUCCAUUACAAAAUCGUUUAAUCAAUCAUGAUAUUAAUGGAAAUAAUCAUAUUACUGGUAGUGAUGUAUUAGAUCGAAGUGUGAAAACAUGUGAUACUGUUCUAGUCAAUUUUAAAUCAACAACAGCUUCAAAGCUUUCAACAAAAUCAAAUCCUGUGACUGAAAAAAAUGGAUCAAAUAUUAAUUCUAAUCGGAAGCCUCUUGCAAUGACAACAACAUCAGCACCCUUAAAAAAUGUUACUAACCAGAAGCCAAGUCCCUCGAGAUCAACAAAGAGUGGGAAUAGCAUAAAAUCAUCAAAUUCAGUUCGAGCAACCACAUAUGCAAGUCCUAAACCAAUUGCUACGAAUAAUAAAACGCUAUCAGCAAAAUCUUCUCAACAAAAUAGCUUUGACGAGGUUGAUGACACGCCAGUUCCUGAAGGUUUAAUUCGCUGUCCUAUUUGCAAGCGAAAUUUUGCUGAGGAUCGAAUUGAAAAGCAUGAAGUUAUAUGUCAAAAAAUGAAAACGAAAAAACGGAAAACAUAUGAUUCAUCAAAGAAACGAGUUCAAGGUACAGAGGCAGAAACUUAUAAUAAGAAACCUUUGACUAGAGUUGGUGUGAAAAGUGCAACAACAUCUACGAAUAAAAACAGCAAUUGGCGAGUUAAACACGAAGAUUUUAUAAAGACGAUUCGUGCUGCAAAGGAAAUGCAAGCAUAUGUUGCUAAAGGAGGAAAACUCUCUGACUUGCCUCCUCCACCUCCUUCAGUUAAUCCAGACUAUGUUCAAUGUCCAAAUUGUUCUCGUCGAUUCAAUGAAGCUGCUGCAUCUCGACAUAUUCCUAUUUGCCACACAAUCAGUAAGCCUAAACCUAAAACAGGUGGAACUUUAGCUUCAAAAACGACCAGUUCUAUAAAGCGACGUUAAAAAAAAGUACUGAUCGAAGUGUUUCUGACCUCAAACUAAUUCAUUAAUUAUACUGUAUUUGUGACACAAUCUAAAAAUUUGCAUAUUCCAAAUCUAAUCAAUUUUUCUGAGCGUGUUAAGCAUCAAUCCAUAUAUUUUUUUGUGCAACGAACAUGCCGAUAAAUAAAAACAUAUUAAAAAUUAUUUUCUAAUAA